Dermacentor andersoni is the source of this 3742-nucleotide messenger RNA. RefSeq lists its product as uncharacterized. The record is from RefSeq and is a predicted model, not a curated record. Lineage: Eukaryota; Metazoa; Arthropoda; Arachnida; Ixodida; Ixodidae.
ACUAAAACUCAAGCGCGGAAAAAAACUUUUAAAGGGAACCCGAGUGGCAAACACCAGCCGAUCAGAAAGGCUUGCGCAAGCUUUCGCCAAAGGCUGGCCCAUUGGGGAGCUUUCUAUCAUCUGCCACUUUACAGGUAUCGAAGGAAGAAACCAAUGCGCUUGCAGAAUUAUCGCUACGAAGAUGAUGUCGAAGCCUGCUGCGAUUUGGAGCUUCGCGCUGUUCUUAUUGCUCACCUCCACGAAUGUAAAAGGCCAGUGUACCGAAACACAACUGCCCAAUGUACUUGCCUUGGGAACGUGUCUCGGCCUGACUCCCGACUACUGCUUGGACCGGCCUGAAAAUGCGACGGUGGAAGUUAUAAGAAUUUUCACGUGCGUAUUUAGAAUGAUGCCACAAGUCACGGGACCGAUUCAAGCUCUGUUCUACCUAAGAGCGUUAACCGCCGGAGUGCUUUCCAGGGCGCAAUCAGAUGUCAAUCCCAUCGCAGUAGCCAACAUGCUAUGCAACCCAUUCGGGCUGCCUUUGUUUCGCUGUGACAAUGGCCUUCCCGGCACAGUAACGUGCGGGCCACCUGUAAACAUCAGCCUGCCAACAUCCUUCGGGAUCAGUGAGUGCAUCAAUUCAUCCCGCUUGGUCUGCUUGGAAGGCGAAACGCUCAGAAAUGACACUAUGACCGAGCUCAUCGACUUCCUUGCAUGUCUCCUGAGACGAUCACCCGGUGAUGGCGGCACGCUUGCGGGCCGGCUGGCCUGCACACUCGCCCAGUUGGUGCAGCUCUCGGCGCAGCAAUUCAGCGCCGCGUUUCCCCUUCCGCUGCUGGCCGCCGGGAUUCAGAUGUCGGCCAACCGAUUGAGCACGGAGCUGGCGAUGCGCGCCCGCUGCUUCUGAGAAUACUGUGGCGGCAAAGAGCGCCUCCCUACGUGUACGACAGUUAUGCGAUCAUAUGGCGUCGCACUGCCCAAGCGCGAGGUUGUGGGUUCGACUUUUUCCAGUCUGUUGAGACGACGUUUUGACGGGUGCACGCUAGUACGGGGUUCUAGAUUCAGGUUGAGGGAUCGCGGUUAAAUACCAAGCUUAAGGUUGACGUUAAAGAAACGCGUGUGGUCAAAACUAACUCCGGAACAUUCACCAUAAGGCCGUCCCUCACAACACACUAUGCACUUUCGGGGUAGUAAACCCCACAAAUAAAUUUGAAUUAUACUGACAACAACAUAAAUAAGCUAAAAAGAACAUACCAUAAAAAGAACGCGUUUGCUGUGCUAGUUCGUUUACAUUUACGUGCUUAAAAUAUAAGGAAUACAUAUAUUUGAAGUCUUAGACACUGUACCUCGUGCCUAAAUAAGGCGUAAAUAGUUGAAAUUGAGCAAGCCCUAAGGUGGGUAAGCUCUUAUAGGGUAAUUAGUUUUAUACUAACAUUGGUCUCGAAAUCUUAAGUAUCGCGUCGUCGACAUUAUUGUGGUGUCAUGGCGCCGAGCAAAAACACUGUUUCGCGUCGUGUGGAAAUGAGGUCGACUACAGUGGCACUGCUCACGAGAAAAGAACGAACAAUGGUGUUGCACACGUUUCUUCCUGCGGCGGUUUUGUGUCGCCGCUGCCCCGAUCGCAGAAACAGUGAGAGCCAAUAAGUAACGACUUUACGAUCACUUCGUGCUUAGCAGCGCAGGGCCAAAGGCAUUGCACCACCAUGGCCGGUGCACAAAACAAGUAGCACCGUUAAGCUAUUUAUGACACGCUAUCACUAUUCAGCAUAUUUUGUAUGGUUUAGACCAUGCGGAACCUUACUUACAGGAAAAGAAAUGACAAAUCAGAAAUAUCAUGUCAGUAGUGUUCCAUUAAAUAGGAGCGCACAUUACACUAUGACAGAGACAUACGCAGAAUAGGCACCAACUCGCUAUUAAUCUUUAUUCAUGGCAGAAUGAGCGGAAACACAUUUACAGCCAUUUUAACAACCUAGCCAUACAGCCAUACAACCUAGCCAUCACAGUACCUUUACCGGGAACCUUCGUUCGGUCCUGCGCAACAUGCUGUACGUGUCAUAUUAUUAAAGACCGUGUCAUUCGUUUUGACCUAAAACGCGGCCAUUAAUUAUCAUGCAAGCUUGUCUCCGCCCUUAUCCGGAGUUCGGAUACUAGGAAGCAUAUUCCCACAGGUGCAGGUACACCAGUGUGCCGGUAAAUCCCCCACAGAUUGUCAGCGAAAAAAAAAAACGCGUUCCUACCUGCCAUGUUGCACAGCGCUCAAUAAAAAUUAAAGGAAAGAAGUAUCUCCUAAUUAAUGUGUACAGCUAGACUCAUGGUUGAAUGAUGACCGUACAUAUCCUUUCGCUUAUGCGGAAUGCAAUCUGUGUAGCACAGCCACAGUAAUCAUGGGUACCGAAACAUGAAGAAAGAUGAACAAUGGACACAUGAUCAUUUAUAUGGAAUGAGUGAGACGAUGUUCAGUGCAUAUCAGUCACAAAUUGAAGUUUCUUCUCCAUUCAAUAGCAAUGAAUACGUAACAGAUGGUGUGCAGAUGAGGGUCCCAAAGGCAAUGACUGCAACCUCGCUAAAUUGUUCGUCCUACUACACGACCUGCUAAAUUUUUAUUUCUUUCACUCAUUCCAGUUGAUCUUUUUAUGAAUACCAGAGCAGAAGCUUUUGCAUAAAUGUGUCCUUUCGGUGAAGUUUGAUUGUGUAAACUCAGAAACUUGAGAUUUCAGUAUUUUUAUCAUACUUGGAUGGCCAGGAAUUCUUAGCCGGCUUAUCAUUUGCUCUACAAACGUCAGAGCUGCCGGGCAGAACUGGGCUCAGCUAGCUCAGUAGUCUGACACACUGUCUGACAUUGUGCCUGACAUAAAGUCGGAAACUGUCCCGGACAUUGUAUAAAGAAUCAGGGUUCGUAGUGAUGAGUUGAACGGCAUGAUGCCACGUGAAACCUUUUGGCGAUUGCCCUUAAAAUGGCUUGCAUGAUUGGACCGUGCCCAUCCUAGUGUCAGUACCGGUGUCAAACGAAUAUUGUUGAAUUGUCUUUCUGGUAUUUUAGCUUUCAUCUGCACAGAACGUUAUUAAGCAAACUUAUCAUUUUAAAGCCAAUUUGUAUUUUUGUAGUCGUUUCUUCCGUACGCAAGUAAUAAAGUGUUUCGUGUCCUUAUUUGUUAUCGGUUCUCUGUUUAUUAUCGUAAAAUUAUUGAGCUAGGAUGCAUGUGUGUGGCAAAUUCAGUGACAGUGUGCAGAUAACCCUGUGUGCGCGACAUGCAUACGCAAAACUGUGUACGCAAAAUUAUGCCUAAAAUAAAAACCUACCUUUGAAUUAUAGAUGCCAUUGCCUUAGCCACGUGCUCAUUGCACCGACGCUCUCUUGAAUUCUGAAUUGCAAGUCACUGGAAGCCAUUCCACGAAUUAACGGCGGUGAUGCAUCUGCUUGAAAGCGAAUAUACUUGUGCAAUUCCUACGUGUAAACCCGCCUGCACGCUAAAGAAAGGAAAACCAGUUGUGUUUUCAAGAAUGAAUGAACCAAUUAAUGUAUCCAUUACUUAAUGGGAAAUAAAAUUCUUCACGCCUUUAGCUAUUUGUUUUCUUCAUUCCUUGACCGUUAUGGAGAUUAGUUAAUUCAUUCGCAGAACGAAAUCAUCAGUGGUGAAUUCACAGUUAUGAGCGCGCUUGGAACUCGGAAGCAUUUACGAAGCGCUAUCUCGGCGCGGUGAAGGGUGUUGUUUUUUGUUUGUGUUUUGGCCCUAAUAAAAUUCACCUGUUCGACAAGGCU